Molecule: messenger RNA, 2128 nt
Organism: Prosopis cineraria
Lineage: Eukaryota; Viridiplantae; Streptophyta; Magnoliopsida; Fabales; Fabaceae
Product: protein HOTHEAD-like
Exons: 6
Coding region: 182-1909 (575 amino acids)
Molecular function (GO): oxidoreductase activity, acting on CH-OH group of donors; flavin adenine dinucleotide binding
Source: RefSeq, a predicted model, not a curated record
GAACAUAUACAGUAAAAUCUGUUAAUUUCGGCGACAAAGACAACGAGUGCUCUUUACAUUAGUCAAAUUUAUAGGAAAUAUCUGCAGUAUAUAUUAUCAAAGAAGAAUGGUUGUCUUAUUCAGUACAACGCGCGUGUAGCCAAAACCAACCCCGCAGUCGCAAAUCCUGAGCUAUUCGCUCAUGGGUGCUUGCUGGUUGAGGCUCGUUGCUCUCGCUGCUCUUUCUGGCAUUUUCUUUUCUCCUCAGCAUUGCGCAUCACGGGAAGGUCGCCGGAAGUAUCCAUUCAUGCGGAGCGCAACGACAGCUCCGAAGGUGUCGUACUACGACUACAUAAUAAUAGGCGGCGGUACAGCUGGCUGUCCCUUAGCGGCGACGCUGUCCCAAAAUUACACGGUGCUUCUCCUGGAACGCGGUGGCUCUCCUUACGGUAACCCCAACAUCACCGACUUGGCCUCCUUCGGCGUCCCUCUCUCCGAUACCUCCCCUGCCUCUCCCGCCCAGCGCUUCAUCUCUCAAGACGGCGUCAUCAACUCCAGAGCCCGAGUUCUCGGCGGUGGAACCUGCCUGAACGCCGGCUUCUACACUCGUGCUAGCCCUCUCUACGUCAGGGAUGCUGGUUGGGACGGAAGGGUGGUGAACGAAUCGUACGAAUGGGUGGAGCAGUCGGUGGCUUUUGAGCCGCCGAUGCGUCAGUGGCAGUCGGCCGUUCGGGAUGGGUUGCUGGAGAUUGGAGUGCUCCCUUUCAAUGGCUUCACUUACGACCACAUGGAGGGAACCAAGGUCGGUGGUACCAUUUUUGACCGGCAAGGUCACAGGCAUACUGCUGCUGAUCUUCUCCGAUAUGCCGAUUCCACCAGAAUCACUGUGCUUUUGCAUGCCACCGUCCACCGUAUAUCGUUCAGAGUUCAAGGAGGGUCAAAACCAGUGGCCCGAGGAGUUUUGUUUAGAGAUGCGUCUGGGGGGUUACACAGGGCCUACCUGAGAUACGGGCAGGGGAACGAGAUUAUUGUGUCAGCCGGUGCCCUUGGAAGCCCACAGCUUCUGAUGUUGAGUGGGAUAGGCCCAGAAGCCCACCUCAGGGCCCAUAAUAUCAGUGUAGUGUUGGACCAACCCUUAGUGGGCCAAGGAAUGUCAGAUAACCCCAUGAACGCCGUAUUCGUGCCAUCCCCUAUCCCUGUGGAGGUCUCCCUCAUUCAGGUUGUCGGCAUCACAAGCUCCGGCAGCUACAUCGAAGCCGCCAGCGGCGAAAACUUUGGCCGCGGUGAUCCCAGAAACUAUGGCUUGUUUUCGCCAAGAAUUGGUCAGUUCUCGAAGGUGCCGCCGAAGGAAAGAACCCCAGAAGCCCUGGCAAAGGCCAUACAGCUGAUGGACAGUCUUGAGGACGCGGAGUUAAGAGGCGGGUUCAUUCUUGAGAAAAUAAUGGGCCCAAUUUCAACCGGGUUUUUGGAGCUCCCAACCCGUGACGUAAACGACGAUCCGUUAGUGACGUUCAACUACUUUGAGGACCCACGAGACCUGGAGAGAUGCGUCGAAGGCAUGAGAAUAAUCGAGAGAGUGAUAGAAUCGCAGGCAUUCUCGCCGUUCACGUACCAGAAUAUAGCAGAGGAGUUUCUGGCCAACAUGAGUUCAAGAUGGCCGGUGAAUUUAUUGCCGAAGCACGUGAAUUCGGCGACGCCAUUGGAGGAGUUUUGCAGGAACACAGUGAUGACGAUUUGGCACUAUCAUGGAGGGUGCCAAGUAGGGAGGGUCGUAGAUAGUGAUUAUAAGGUUAUUGGAGUUGACUCUUUACGUGUUAUUGAUGGUUCCACCUUUAAUUAUUCUCCGGGAACUAAUCCUCAAGCCACUGUUAUGAUGCUAGGAAGGUAUAUGGGAAUCAAAAUGCUGAGGCAGAGACUUGCUGCUGACUAAUGAUUAGUGAUAUUAAUUUGAUUCUAUUAUUUCGGGACGAGGUUCAUCAAUGAGUUUAUAUGUUAGAGAUCACUUCCAGAGAGGUGUAAAAAAGGCAAUUAUUAUUGUAAGAGUUAACAGAUUGUUGGCAAAAGCAAAAAAAAGUUAGUAGAUUUUAUAAACCUUUCAAUUUAGACAAUACAAACUUAAUGAAGAUAUUCUUUUUGUUACAACUUACAA